CGGGGAGCGGAGCGGGGCUGUGACGAGACGAACCGCGCCGAGCCGCCCCGCAGGAUGACCCCCAGCCAGUGGGACUUCCCGGUGGAGCUGUGCUGCCGCCCCAUGGCCUUCGUCACGCUGACGGGCCUGGACGUGGUGUACAACGCCGUGCACCGCGCCGUGUGGGACGCCUUCUGCGCCAACCGCCGCGCCGACCGCGUGCCCAUCUCCUUCAAGGUGCUGCCCAGCGACCACGAGUACCCCAAGUGCCGCACCAAGAGGACUUCCUAUGAAUGGUAUAUUCCGAAAGGGAUCCUGAAGACUGGUUGGAUGAACAAACACCUGAACUUGGUUCCUGCGCUUGUGGUGGUGUUCUACGAACUAGACUGGGAUGAGCCUCAGUGGAAAGAGAAGCAGUCGGAAUGUGCCACUCGGGUGGAAAUUGUCAGGCAAAGUUUGCAGGGAAGAAAUACAAAAGUUGCGGUGGUUUUGAUUCAGAAAAAAACACCAUUACCUCCAGGGGAAGAUGUUAUUGCAUCAGAGAGGGCAGCAGCUUUAUGUAAUGCUUGUGACCUUUCUGGAAAAUCUCUCUUUGUGCUUCCACACACGGAUCAUCUUGUUGGUUAUAUUAUAAGGUUGGAAAAUGCAUUCUAUGAGCAUGCACAGACAUAUUAUUACACAGAAAUACGAAGAGUCAAAUCUCACAAGGAAUUUUUGAACAAAACCACUCAUCAGCUUUUAUUUGUUAGACACCAGUUCAAAAUAGCAUUCUUCAGUGAGCUGAAGCAGGACACGCAGAACGCUCUCAAAAAUUACCGAACUGCAUAUAAUCUUGUACAUGAAUUGAGGGCUCAUGAAACAAACAUGCUGGAAAUCAAGACAAUGGCAGGAUUUAUAAACUACAAGAUCUGUCGCCUCUGUUUUCAACAUAAUACUCCACUGGAUGCAAUUGCUCAGUUCAGGAAACAUAUAGACUUAUGCAAGAAAAAAAUUGGAAGUGCAGAAUUAGCUUUUGAGCAUGCUGCCUGGAUGUCUAAACAGUUUCAGGCUUUUGGUGACUUGUUUGAUGAAGCGAUUAAGCUGGGCUUGACAGCAAUUCAAACUCAGAAUCCAGGUUUCUAUUACCAGCAAGCAGCCUACUAUGCACAGGAGCGGAAACAACUAGCAAGUAUGCUUUGUAACCAUGAUUCCUCUGUGGUAUAUCCCAAUCCGGAUCCCCUGGAAACCCAGACUGGAGUGCUUGACUUCUAUGGGCAAAGACCAUGGCGGCAGGGAACAUUAAGCUUUGAUCUUUCUGAUCCUGAAAAGGAGAAGAUGGGGAUUUUAUCCCUUCAGUUGAAAGAGAAGAAUGUUCUUCACUCAGAGCUAAUAAUUACUUUGUUGAGUAAUGCUGUUGCGCAGUUCAAGAAAUACAAAUGUCCAAGAAUGAAAAGUCAUCUGAUGGUUCAGAUGGGUGAAGAAUAUUACUUUGCGAAGGAUUACGCCAAAGCUUUGAAGCUGUUGGAUUACGUUAUGUGUGAAUAUCGGAGUGAAGGAUGGUGGACUCUUCUCACUUCCAUAUUGACAACAGCUCUCAAGUGUUCAUAUCUGAUGGCCCAGAUAAAGGAUUAUAUAACAUACUCUUUAGAGCUACUGGGUAGAGCAUCUACUCUUAAAGAUGAUCAGAAAUCUCGAAUAGAAAAAAAUCUGAUAAAAGUUCUAAUGAAUGAGAGCCCUGAUCCUGAACCUGACUGUGAUGCUGCUGCUAUGAAAGCUUCACAAAAAUUGUGGGCUGACCGUGUUUCCUUAGCAGGCAGUAAUGUGUUUACAAUAGAAGUCCAAGAUUUUAUACCAUUUGUGCAGUGCAAAGCAAAUUUCUUCUCUAUGGAAAAUAACCAUUAA
Oxyura jamaicensis (ruddy duck) is the source of this 1860-nucleotide messenger RNA. RefSeq names its product trafficking protein particle complex subunit 11-like. The record is from RefSeq and is a predicted model, not a curated record. The transcript has a single exon. Lineage: Eukaryota; Metazoa; Chordata; Aves; Anseriformes; Anatidae. Bases 55 to 1860 code for a protein of 601 amino acids.